CCGUGACAAUGUGAGAGCGUUCUUGAUAAGUGCAAGGAAGGGGCCACUACCAAAAGCCUGGGUCUUCUCAUCAACAGAACAUGCAUCUAGCACAGUAUAAAAUAAUUGAGCUGUUAUAGAGGAGACCUUGAACUGCCUAUCAGUGUGUUGUGGAAUUUGUGAUCUCUUCUACCAGAGCAGUUUUCAUGUGUACAGCAGUUUUCCAUACCCAUACAAAUGUAAGAUGGGUCCUUAAGCAAUGGUGAGUCUGCUCUUUUCCAGCCCCUGCUAGAUACAUAUGGUGAAAGACUUAACAGUGACAGUAACAGUUCUGCUGCAGGUCUCUGAUAUAAAGAGAACGCAGUGUUUUCUCAAGCCCCUGUGCAGGUAAGAAUGAAAAUUAUAGUCAUGCUCUGUUUUCAAGUGUUUUGAAUAAAAGCUAGUAAUGAUAUAUGGUCCUAAUGGAAAGGAUUUGCAUCAGUAAGCUUUGUUCUGCCACCUUCAAGACAAAGGAUUAGGAAAAAUUUCAGACAAUUAAUUUAAAUGUAGAAUAGAUUGUUAUGAUCUUUGACAGGAGUUGUACAUGUGGGCUUUUAGGGGUGAUGGGGGAGUUUAUAGGCCCUAAACAUCUUUAUCAGGACUGUGGAAGACUGGUUUGUUCAGCUAAUUUUCAGAGAUGGAUUUCCUCUACUUUGUUAAACUGUAUAGACAUCCAUCUUACUUAUGGAUUACCUCUGGCUUAGAAAAGCAAGUUGUAUGCUUCAAAACACUUAAACUGUACUAAACAUGGUAUUUUCCUGGUGUAGAUAGCAUUUCUGGGGUGGGUUUGUGCAUUUCUGGACACUGGAAUUGCUGACAGCAGAGGCAAAAAACAAGUAUUUCUGCUAUUAACAUUUUCAGAUUGUAGGUAUUCUGCUGCCACGAGAUAAGCCUUUGCUGUUCCUAGGGAUAGUUAAAUAAUCUCUGAAGCUCACUAACCAAGAGAGCAAGCGAGAAGGGCCAUACCAAGCCCUAAGGAGCCUAAAGCAUUAUAUUUCAUCUGGAGGUCCAGCCCCAGACAAAAGUCAUCAGAUGUUGGAUUGAGAGAGAAAAUUGCCAGCAAUUUGCCCCAGGUGCUUAAAACCAGAUAGAACAGCUUUGUGCAGGGGCAGGAGUCAGAGUAAGAAAUGCCCUGGCCUUGCAGCUGGGGGCCAAGAGGCCGUCACAGCUCCUGCAGCUUGGGGUUGCUAUGGGGACAGCUGGGCCUGUCUGAGCAGGGAACUGACACAUCAGUCACCUGCUCCCUCUGUGCCUUGACACAAUAUUUUUGUUGACUAUAGAAACCUGGGUAGAGGGGGGCAUUUUGGUGCCAGAACUGGGGAAGGAGAAGCUCAGCUCCUCUCUUGGACAAGGGACUGCUGUGGAGGCCAGCAGCUUUGGGUUGGUCAACCAGGCAAAAUGGAUGAAGUGUAUCAGAUCUCUUCUACUGAGAAGGUCCAACAGCUGGAACAAGAACUAGCAGCACAGCUGGCAGAGCUGAAGGCAGAAAUAGAAGACAAGAAGAUACUUCGGGGAACAACAAAUAGGGCAUACAGGUAACAAGAAUUUCCUGGGAAAUCAGGGAGAGUGAGAUUUAUAGCAAUGCAUUGGGUGUCUUUUUGGGUGUUUUUUUUUGGUCAUGAUACAAAAAUCAUGUCUAUAAAGUUGUCCGAUUUGGAAACCUGAAUAUAUACUUAGGAGCCAGGAAUAGUGGAUUUUUCAUUGCAUGUCUACCACAGAAUUAUGGAUGAAGUGGAAGAGAAUGUCAAAACAUAAACUAAAUGAAUUUCAGGUGUGUAUUACAAACAGAACUUUAAAUCUCCCUAGCAUGUCAAGUAUUUUCUUCUUACCAUGAACAGAAAGGAGCUUCAAACCUAAUGCUGUGGUGUCUAAACAGAAUGGCUACAUAUAGAAUCAUGGAAUGCUUCACGCUGGAAGGGACCUCAAAGAUCAUCUAGUUCCAACCCCCCUGUCAUGGGCAGGGACACCUUCCACUAGACCAGGUUGCUCAAAGCCCCAUCCAACCUGACCUUGAACACUUCCAGGGAUGGGGCAUCCACAGCUUCUCUGGGCAGCCUGUUCCAGUGCCUCACCACCCUAAUGGGGAAGAAUUCCAUAUAUCUAAUCUGAAUCUACCUUCUUUCAGUUUAAAGCCAUUACCUGUUGUCCUGUCACUACAUGCCCUUGUAAAAAGUCCCUCUCCAGCUUUCUUGUAGGCCUCCUUUAAGUACUGGAAGGCUACAAAAAGGUCUCCCUGGGCCCUUCUCUUCCCCAGGCUGAGAAACCCCAACUCUGUCAGCCCUGUCUUCAUAGGAGAGGUGCUCCAGCCCUCUGAUCAUCUUUGUGGCCCUAUUCUGGAUUCAGUCCAAGACAUUCAUGCUUCUCUUAUGUUGGGUGCCCCAGAGCUGAAUGCAGUACUCUGGGUGGGGUAUCUCAAGAGUGGAGUACAGGGGGAGAAUCACCUCCCUUGACCUGCUGGUCACGCUGCUUUUGAUGCAGCCCAGGAUGCAGUUGGCUUUCUGGGCCACAAGUGCACAGUGCUGGGUCAUGUUUGGCUUCUCAUCAACCAACACCCCCAAGUCCUUCUCCUCAGGGCUGUUCUCAAUCCAUUCUCUGCCCAGCCUGUAUUUGUGCUUGAGAUUGCCCCAACCCAUGUGAAGGACCUUCCACUUGGCCUUGUUGAACUUCAUGAGGUUAAGACAGCUGCUCUUACUUUCCUCAGCAAUGAUGAAAUGCACACUAUGACAAUAUAUCCAGGUUUGGCAUUAUGCUUCAAGGAAGCUGUAGACCACCUGGAUAAUAUCUGGAGAGAAACAGAGGUCAAGAACACUUGACUAGGACAAUUGAGGCAAAAAGGAAAGGAACUGGACUGUCUCCACUCCACUUUCUCUAGGCUAUAAUUCUUCAGACAGUUGGGAAAUUGCAAUAAAGAUGAAGGGAAUAAGCUUCUGUUUGCACUUACAAACAGGAUAGAAAAUAAUGAGCUAAAAUUCAAACCUUUCAACAAUUGUGUGAAUUAAACACUGAUAUCUGGACUAGGAGGUUGCUUGCUAUCCUUGAUUUGACUUCCUUAAGAAGAUACACAAAUGCCUUUAGGGAAUAGAUUUACUUUUCCCUGCCUUAGAGCAGUGGAAGUGGUAAAUGAUCACAAAACCCCUCCCAGUCAUACCUCUUUAGGGCUCUAAAGUAUUCCAGUAGAAUUUCUCAUGUAUCACUUUUGGACAAGACACUGGAGCACUUUUUUUUUUAUGGUUUGAUUUUCACCUAUGUUUUUAAUUCGCAUGCAUUCAUUUUAUUAAUUUAAAUAAAAUAUUUGUAAUAUAUGCUUGCUUUAAGUAUAUGAAUACAUGAUAAUUAAAAAAUAGCUCUUGUGCAGAGGUUUUCUCAGCCCCUCCUGUGAUACAGGCACAUUAAGAAGGAAGUUGUCUAAAUUGCAAAGGAUGCUUGUCAAGGAGUUCCACCGCAAAAUUGUUGGUUGAAAUAUGUGCCCAUAGAACUGACAGGCAUCCAGAUGGACUUUUUUAAGGGCUUUGACUAGAACAUCGAGGUAGAAGAAAAAACUUUUUACCAAAAAAGUAUGCUAAUGAAAUAAAUUCUGCUGCUUCAUAUAUUAAAGUUUUCAUCCCAUUAAAUAUUUCAUACCAUUUAUUCCAUUCAACUUGCUUACUGUUAACUUCACCAUCUGAGUUGUGUUGGGCCUGGCAAAUGUUUAGUUUAUAUGAGCUUAUAUGUAAUAUCCUUUUAAGCAUUUUUUUUCUGUAGUUCUGUUCGAAUUCCAAAGGAUCUGUCUUAUUUUAGAAAAGAAAGGGAGGUAAUACUGAAGAAAGACUUACAGGUAGGUAGCCAUAACAUACACUGGCUUAAAAAAAACCUCUUUGCUCUUUACCAAGUAGUAACUGAAAAUUAAAAUUGGAGGAAGUGAUACGUGUUUUGGAAUGAAGGACAGUCUGUAAAGACAGAGUGUGAAUGGUUAUAAUGUUGUUUGCACAGCAGUAAAACAGCAUAACCUUUCUUUUAUUUGAAUAACAAUGUGGACUUGGCUCUGCAGUGUUUGUGUAUGUGACAACUCCCAAUUAAAUUCAAAGCCUGCACAUUUUUCUGUAUUUUUUUUUUUUUUUAAUAGCCAGGAAAAUAGAUCUAUUCAACAUGUGGUCCGUUUGCAAGUGGCAGAAGCAAAACCUCUUGUUAUUCAGUCCGAUGUCAUGCAGAGGGAGUUAGAGAGCUGCUGGAGAAGGGAGCACACAGCAGCAAACUUGCCUCUGCUGCUGCGCCAGGCAGGGGAAGAUCAUGGAGCUCCUCUGGCCCAGCAGGCUGCACUGUGCACAUUUGGGAAGGAAAACAGUAUGAAACUCCUCCCUGAAAACAGACACGAAAAUGUUAGCGCUUGCAGUUUCCUGGUAUGAUGUGAAAAUGUGCUCAUUUUCAGUUUCAUUAAAGGACAGAAAUCUAAGCCAGGUCAGAUGGGCUGGGACAAGGUUCUCCUCAUUUCCAGAUGCUCUUGUGCUGUUCUAGUACACCUGUGUCAUGGGCUGUCUUCAUUUGGAUUUUUAAAGUGCAGUUCAAAUUUCUAAGUCCAGUGGACUGAAUUCUGACAUUUUCCUUGUAUUAACUGCUUUUUUUCAUUCUUGCAAUAAUACUUCCACUGGGACAACUUAGGGGAAGUACCCUUCAUGGGCAAAUACAACAGCACCGUGACUGAUUAGCUGUUGCUUUGGUGUUAUUCUCUGAUGCUAAUGAUGAUCUACAUAUUGCUUAAGUAUCCUAUAAUGUUAAGCUGUUGUUGUUUACAAAUGUUGGAUUUACUGGUUAUUUCUGAAUUUAUUCAAGUUUUUUACAGACAGGAUUGCCCAGCUAGUCAAGAGUAAAUAUUUGCACAUGCUUAGAUGGAAGAGGUUUUGUAUGCACAGCAGUGUCAUUGAACAGCUUUGUCCUCUCUAUCAGGUAGGAGCCAAAUCCUAGGAUCUAGCACAGUAGCUGGCCAUGAUAAACAUAGUGUUAGCAAUGUUUGGGGUUCUUUGGCAGCCAAAUAAAAAGCUAGUGUAACAGUAAGGGUCAUUUGUCUCUGGACAUUCACUCUCAGCUGUCUGCUUAUGGUCAGUAUAAGCUGCUCCGGGAGAUUCACUAUUUGGACUGAAAUUCCCUGAUCCUCUUUGGGUUGGAAGUACCAUUUGUAAGCAUUUAGGAAGGAAAUAAACCUUUGAGAUUACUCUCAAACUAGGAUUCCUCAUGCAGUAGGAAAUCAAUGGUCUUCUUGCUAAUAAGGGAACAAUAUGCAGAAUGCAAAAAUGGCAGUGUCUCUUUUAUAUAUUUAUAAACAGAAAAAAGUUAGUCACAUAAUAGAGGAAUACAACAAUGCAGUUCAGAGGGCUGCAAGACUUUCAGCAGCAGGGGAAAGUUUCCUGACAGGAAAUAAAGAUCCAGUGAACGUCGUGACACAGGAAGAUCUGAUGAUUUACACCCAGUGGCUGGUGUGUCACCUCUGCUCUCUGAAGGGCAUUCAUGGUUCUCCAGGUAAGACGAGCAUUUUUUGAAUAGCGAACUAUAAUUAUGAAACAAUCAAGUCUGGGAUAAGAAAGUAAACCAGGGAAGAUCAAAUCCAAUGUAAAAGAAAUCUAAAGGUUUGUAGCUAAUGAACUAGACUGCGUACAUAUGACUUUCAAUUCUUUUAGCAGAUUGAUUUUACUAGAAAUGAAAUACUACAAUGAUAAAGCUGAAUUUAGAUAAGUGGAAUAAUGAGCUCUCUGGGUGCAGUGUUGGGCUGCUUGAAUUUGAGGAGAUCCAGGAUGAGAAGGAGGAAUCUUGCAGAGACAUUUUUUCUGUAUUAUUACUGUGAUGAUGUUUUGAUAGAGCAGGACACUAGGGACUGAGUCAUCUCCAUGAAUAGUCCAUAGACUUGAGGAGUAUUUGUAUGUUUAAGUGUCACCUUUUGAAGACAAAUCUGAAUACUUCCUUAUUUUAUCUGGUUUCUUUAAUGAUUUUGUUAUAUGAAUGCUACAAGUCAUUGACAGUGCCCAAACUUCUGGAAUGAUACACAAGGGAUAAAUACAGUUUAUUUUUUCUCUUUUGUAUUUUAUUACAUUAUUUGCAACUGAAUAGUUUGUAUGCUUUCCAAGUGACUAACAACAGAUAUGUUUUUAUCUCCAUGUUCUCCAGCAUUUGCCUAUUUCCCACAGAAUAAAUGUGGCUGAUGAGAAAUGUUGUGAUGUGGUCCAAAACAACUGGGUCAAAUUAAGAAGUGCUUUUGACAAGAAUUCAGAUAUGUUUAAUAUUGAAGUUUUUCCCUGUUCAAGAGUAUUAAGAGGGAAUGGUGAGAAAUUAUCAGCUUUCUUUUAAAACCACAAGUCCUGCAAAUAAUGCAUUUGUUGAUGUAUAUUCUUUGAGAAAGGUCAACAGUGCAAAUGCUGCCAUCCUUGGUUUGUAUGCUUGAGAAAUUUAGAGUGUGGCUUUUAAAAUGAGCAAGAAUCUUGGAAAUCUGGUGUCCAAAUUCAGGAGUGUGGAGCCCUGAGUGUGCAGCGGUCACUCCUCUGGGCUUAGUUGUGCCCUGGCCUUGCAGAAACAGAUGGUUCAAAAGGAUACUUGUGGGAUCGACUUGGUGGAGAAUUUAGGAUGUUGAUCCAGUUAUGCCAAACCCUGAAACUCACCCUUCCAACUCUCUGAAAGAAUAUAAUUUAAAAUAUUUCUGUGUGUGGUCUGUUUCUAGAGAAACUAAGCAAAGAGAACUAUUAAGAUUUAUACUGAAGUAUCUCUAGAAAAAAAUCUCCUUGUAUUUAUUUUCAAGUUGUUUUUCCUUUUAAAGGAAGGGAGGGAGUGAUGUUGUUUAUGUAGAAUUACCCAGUAUGAGUGGUACUUAGCAAGCAAGGCAGCAUUCCUCUUGCAGAGUGCUUAAAUCCUGUGAUUUAACCCCUGCUUUUACAGACAGAGUGGGAAUGGCGUGAAACUGUAGGAGCUCCCAGGAUUGUCCCUGUAAAAGCACAACACCUCUCUCCUGGGGACUAGGCAGGGUGUUGUCUCCUUCUUGCCAUUGAAAAGUGGGCUGGCCAGGGUGGAGGAAUGAAAAGGGGCUGUGACUUGUCCUCCUUGUCUGCUUUCUCCACUGAAAAGCUCUACCACAAAGGAUGUACCUAUGGGUCUGCACAGGGAACCAAGGCACAGCCCUGGCCUGGUGUGGCACUGCCCAGCCAGUGACGAUUGAGAACAGUCCUAAGGAAAGUGCAGAUUUACCUGGGACAGAUAAGGGGCCUUUAAGGCUCAGUUACCCGUCUAACUAAGCUCUGACUGGUAUAACUGGCUGUGCUGGUGCAGUCCUUUUUCACUCUUUAGGCCCACAGAAGUCCCAUGGUGGAGAGAUAUGGCAGCACUGCCUUAGGAGUAUGGUGGUACGGGUUUUAAGGCACAGGGAGAGGAGGGUUAAACUACUCUCUCCAAAAAGAGCUCAUUGAACAGGCCACAUUUCUCUUAUAUAAGCAGGACAGGAGAGAGAGGGACGGUCUAUGAUUUUGGAUACAGUGGGCUAAUAAUGUACAGAGAAGGGUGCAAGACCUACAGUGUUAUAGAGGUUGCCUGAGCCAUUCAUUUUACCAUGGAGUGGACUCUUAUUGAUAUUAAAAAGCAACUCAGAAGUGCUCUAACUCACUUUCAUCUUCAAUAUCUAGUUAACUAAUGUUUGAGGAACAGUAUCAUAUUACCAUCAUAAGCUUCACUCAUCUGCUAUUUAGAUCUGAGCUUCAUAGAUGAAACAACAAAAUGAUUAAACAAGACAGUAAAAACAAAGCUGUAUUGAAGCAUGGAAUAGAAACGCAGAUGGCCUUUUAUUGCUGAAACAAUGAGAUAAUUAAUUAGAUUACAUGUAGUUCCACUAAAUCCUGAGAGUUUUGCUGGACUUAGGAAAAAUGUAACUUAACUAUUAGGAUCUUUGUGUGCAUCAGCAGUACCAAUACCGGGUAACACCAAUACUGGGUAAAGGAGAAUCAACUGACAUUUAUUUGGACUUUCAAAAAUUUUUGUAAAAAUACUAACAGAAAAAAGUGCUGCUGUUUGUUACGGCUUGGCCUAAGACAGAAACCACCCAACCAAACCCCUCAUGUUAAAUAUACCUGUCAGAGAGCUGGGGGAGAAAAAAGGAAGUUGACAACUUAUAGGAACUCGGUAGUUUUGGCUCUUCAGGGUUGCAGGAAUACUGAUAUCCUUCAAAGCUUUGAGCAAGCCUGAGAUGAGGAAAAGAAGGAGGAGAAAACAUUUCCAUUCUUCUAAAAAUGGAUGCUAUGUUGCUAACAGACUCUUCAACGUUGACACUAGGCCGAACUCAGCCAUCCCCAUUACACCCUUGUUUCAGAAGUUUGCAAUAGCAGCAUCAUGCCAGAAUCAGAUACCGGAGGAGUGAUAACCCCGAAAUAGUAACAUACUUGAAGUUCUUGUGGCAUGUGAAGAUUUGGGAGGUGUAUGUGUGAGAAGAAUGUUGUACACCCCUGGGCCAGGACUCUGUCCAGGCAGUAGGAUUUGUUAGCUGGUGUCCUUACCAUGCCAGAAGAUAAAGCUCUCCUCCAAGGACUGUAGACAUGCCCUGACCUGCAACAGCUGUUAGUAUUUCAGGGUCUGACAGAAAGCCCUUUCUUAAAAGAGAAAUUAAAAUAAUAAAAACCCAUACAAUGCGUGUUCCCUCCCCCCCGUCCUCGCAUUCCAUUCUCUGACAUACUUCCACUUCAGGACAAAAGAAAGGGGAAUUACAUCAUUAUGUGGAUGCAAAGCUAAGGGCACUGACAGCAUUGCUUACAGUCAUCUUACCAGUCAUGUUGCUUAAAGUGUUGAUGUUCUCCAGCUGCUCUGAUUAUGGCUGUUUUUUGCAGAAUCCUGCCACAAGGACAGUGGAUUCACUUUGCCCCAUCACAGCACUGCAACUUAGGAGCUGAAACCUCAGCUCCAGCUUCUGUUUUCUCACUUUGUUAUUAACUAUAACCUUAAGGAUCUUGAGAACUCAGGUGAUGAGAUGGAGCUCUUUUUCCUGGUAACUGUAAUGCACUUCUCAAUACUAAAAAAAAAAAGGUCCUUAAAAGUAUAAAAGUAUGGAAGGAAGUUCCAUUUAUUACAAAUCACUGUUUUACAUCAUAGAAAAACAAGAUUAUGGGCAUUUUUGCUCUUGACAGCAAGCAGCAGAAAGGCCCAGCUUGUUCCCCCUCCCUAUAGUAACUGCUGAUGUUUGUAUUUCCAGCAUCACAGUUCUGAGUCCGUGCCUUUGUUCUCCCAGCUCUCACUCGUGCUUUUUGUGUGCUUUUCUCGAGUGUUCCUGCCCAUUUGGUGACUCCCCGAGCUGUGGUGCUUCCACUAGAGGUCGGCCGUGACCCACCAUCACCCAGGACCUCACCAAACCUUGGCCACUUAGGGAUUACCCACAGGAAAACUCUGGUUUUUGUCUUUUCUGUCGUUCAAAAGGUCUCGGACAUAGAGAAGGUGAUGGAAUGUCUCCAGGAACAUGCAGCAGCAGUGUUCAGGCCACAUCCUGCAAAGUCAAGUUCUGCCACUUUUGCUCGUGCCUCAGGACAGCAGAGCUACGAUCAUUUCUGGGAGGAGAUCUAUGCCAGCACUGAACUCCACCAGGAAUAGAGAUUGAAGGACCUAGUUUUUCUAAAAUGUAAGACAUUUUAGAGUCAAUGAGGGCAGAAUGAGUAAGGAUGAUCAUACCUGGGAACAAGGUAAGGAUAAGAAAAUCAAAUAACAGAUAAUCUGUCAUUGCAAGGGUUAUGAUAGUUUAUCCAGAUUUGUUUGGCUUGAAGGAAUUUUUGGAGGCAAUAUCUUCAUGUCAACUUGGAAAUUCAUGGAACAGCCAACAUAGUCCUGCGUUAUCUGUGUCACUUCUGUGUACCUUUGUUAGGAUGUAUCAUGCUGAGCAGGAUAAAUUUGUCAAGUACCAAUUUGUAAAGAUACAUUAAUAGGAUUUUCUCUAAUCAGAAAAAAAAAAAAGCACCAAAAUCAAUACUAUAAAACCCUUCUCACAGUGAAAAGAAUUCCAACUUCUGCCAUCCAAGUUGAAAUGAAGUAGUAAAAUAAAUUGGGCUAGGGAAGUGGGUUAAGAGGACAAAUUUUUCUUAGAUACUUGAUUGUCUGAAGAAAUUAGUUAGAUAAUGCCUAGUAAAUCACUGUCCAAAAUCUACCACAAUUAAAAAAUACUGUGUGACUCAUAAUGAUCUUAUCAUUUACAUUGGUACUAAUGCCAAUUUAGUUUCACUGCUGUUGGUGGAUUAACUAGUGAUGCGUGUGAGAAGGCCUUGAUGGAGUUGGUAACAAGGUAGGUUUAGCUGUUGUCUUGCUUGCUGCUUUUCUGCUACUCUUUGUGCUACAUUGUUGAGCAUGCUGGGAAGGAGUGAAGGAAAAUAAAAACUACAACAAAACAACAACAACAACAAAAAUCAAGUUUUGAAUUUAAUUUUACAGAAUGCUAGCUAGAGCAUUUAAUAUAUGCUUGUGUGGGGUGUGUUGUGUAUACAUCACUGUCAAACUUUUCUACAGCCUAUUCUGAUGUUAUUUCUUUGUCCCCACACUAUGGUUUUGCCCCACUCUCAGCCUAUGAUCUGCUGGAGGCCAGAAAUCAGUUUUUCUUUUAUGGCAGGAGGAAAAGAUGGAGAAAGAGGUCAGACAUUUCAGUGGCCAUAGCUGGGUUCAGGUUUUCAUGAAACAGAUGUUCUGAAUUUCUUUGGAAAAGUUCCUCGAUCUGACCCUUGCCACAGUCUUGUCUUUGAAACGGGGAUAGCUCUUUCAUACAGCCCAGGGACUUUAAAAGGAUAAAACACUUGGGACUGGAAAGCAAUCAAAUAUUGUGAAGCUAUACAUUAUGAUAAUUUCACUGUUGGUUGGAUUAUGAUUUCCAGCCAGUAUGGCACUUCCUUUCCUUUUCCUUCUGUUAUGAUAAAGUCUAUGCAUAAAGCUGACAGGAAUCAUAUGCAUGCUUACCACACCAAUUUUUAACUAUGUGUGUUGAAACUAGGAACUAACUACCAAGGAUGAUUACACAGCUGUGGCUCACAGUGGGGAGGAUGUAGGAAAUAUGAGCUCUGGUAAGCCUCUGGCAUCCUUUAGAAAGAAGAAUGAAAGAGUGAAAAAAUGUUAUAUAUAUAUCUGUAUGUAUAUAUUUAUUAAAACACAAAAGAAGGAAAAUAAAUUAUAUCGACCCACUGUUUCUCUUACAGAAGCAAUAGUGCCAUCCUCUUCCAUAAUUCCAUACUGCAGGUUUCCAUGACAGGUGGUCCCGUAGGCAGCAGCGGCCUUCUCUGAGACAAUAGACAUAGCAAAACUGUCUAGAAACAUUUAGAAAUCUCCUUGAGUAGCAAAAAUGUAAUUAUUUUUUUCCUGUCUGGGAAAAAGUAUAGUUAUACAGGCACCUUGUGGCUGCUAGGAUUAGAAGAAGGCACAGCGACUGCUCCCAGGGAACAUGUGGUGAGGAGGAGGGCCUACUUGUCCCUUCUUUUCUUACAUCACCUGAGACUCUGGGAGCUACAGCAAGUGUGCCUGGGGAUCCUCAACUGCUCUCUCUGAAGCAGCCAGGAGAGAAGACUGACCACCAGUACCACUGGCCUCUCCUUCAAGGCUGGUCACCUAUUUGCAGUGCAGAAGACACCUCCUGUGUCAGUGCUGCCAAAGGAGACACUGAUGGUUUUGGUGGCAUGAGUUCACAGCUGUAUGUUCACUACACACCAGCUGACUACAAGUCCACAGUGCUCAAUUCAUAGAGUCUGCAGAGAUGGAAAACCAUGACAACUUUUACAGUAGUGAAGGUGGAUAUAUUCACACAUGGGUCCAGCGAGGAGUUUACAUAAUAUAUGAUGAGGCUUUAGAGGACCUGAAGGAGCUUGAGAACCAGCUGCUGCUUGUGGCCAACGAGUACAUUGAGAAAGACAAAAGCAAUGUAACUUGUGAGCAGCAAAAUCCUUGGCCGGGCACAUGCCUCUGUGGAUUGAUUUGCUGUGCUGCUUGACCUCUGGACCUGUGAAACUUCUCUCUUGGAAGAAAAAAUGCCAGCUUCUAGAUGUUAACUUUGAAGCUUACCAACAUGCUUUGGACCCAGAGGAAAGAUUUGCUUUGGCCCAAGCAAUAACUGACAUAAUGCACAAACAUCCAUGGUUUGAUCUCAUGCUUGAAUAUUUUGUCAACACCUACAAGGACAAAUGCAUCUAUUUGCAACUUCACUUCCAACUGCUGAGGGACAUAGUAAACCAACAAAAGCUGCAAAUUGGGAAGCAUAAUUAGCCAACCUUUGUAACUUGGCUUUUAGUCCAUGAACAGAAAUUUGGGGUUUUGGUACAAGACGCUACUGUUACACUGCUGUUGCCACUAAUUCUACUGUGUUGCUAGCAAUAAAAACAGACUGUUGUCAGCAUUUUUGGAGCUCAAAUUUUGUUUCAAGUUAUCUGCAGAGGUACCGGUAGAAGACCCUGUGCUGAUGCAAGAGGUUACUUUGUCUUCUGUUAGAGAAGGGAGCAGAUGAAGAAAAAAAGACAGGCAGAGAAAAACAACUCUUUAUCCUGGAUUCCUUCUCCACCCUCCUGGGUCUCCUCACUCUCCUCACGCUCCAUGAUCAGCUGCUGGAGGUGGGGGCAGAGAGUGUGCAGUUAACCAGGAACAGGGCUAAGAGGACUUACUCAUCUCAAGUGACAUACUUAGAAGUCCCUGAAAAAUAGCAGUAAAUUGCCAUUUUUCAGGAUGAGAAUUCAGUGGUAAGUUAUAACAUGCAUAUGUAAGACCAUUAAGCAUAACAUUAUCUUUAUUUAAGAGAAGAUGGUUAAGUCAGUCUAAAUACCAGUAUAAACCUAUUUAUUUUAUGUGACAUUUUGAGGUGUUUUUUUUACAUCUUCUUUUGGUGUGAUGAAGUUCACAGUUCACUGUUACAUGAAUUGUCAGAGACUCAGAUUCAGACUGAAUCAUCGGAAAGGUUAGUAAUGUUUUUUUCCUUCUAUGUAGAGUAAAAUGAAGUGAAUGCACCUACAUUUGUGGAUUUCUCUACCCUUAUACCUUGGCUUCUAUCAGACAUUUGGCAGGAAGUUGCUAGAAUUACUCCCAUUACUUGCCUGUUUCUCCAUUCCCAGGGUGGAAGGUCAUUCACAUCUACAAGUAUACGUUUAGAUUGUAUACACUGCUCCUUACAGCCCUUGUUUCUUCUCUUUGUUCCUCAGUGUUCCUCAGUUCCUUAGUAUUUUUCUUCUACUGUCUGAAGAAAAGGGACAUUCUUUGGGUAGAACAGUAGAGCUAGACAUUACAGUUUUAGUCUGAAUUUUGCUUCUUUCUGGUUUUGUUUGACACAUUCACUUUUUCAAUAGAUUUUUUAACUUUUUUUUUCUUCUUUUGCCAGUAUUAAUAAGCUGAUUUGUGUGCCAACAUCUGUUUUGUAUAGGCUAUUCAUAUGUCUAUACUAGUCAACUGAGAGAGCAGCAUUUAUAAUAAUUACACAAAACUCUUUGUUUUAAGAUCUUGGAGUUGAUUUUGGCUGUGCUCCAUGUGAUUAUUGAUUGAUGCUCAUCGUGUCUUUCAUAUAUUAUUUUGUCACCUCCCCUUUUGUUACCGUUACUUUACAGGCAGGGAAUGCUAACCUGAUUUUAAAGAAGUAAAUCUUCUAGGUCCUGUUUCUGUCUUUAUCACAUUCUCACAACAUAGCUUCUCUGUGACCUGAUUUCUUGACUGAUAAAACACCUGCCUUAGAUGUUAGGAAGAAGCAAGGGAGUAUCUUAUUCCUUUGCAGUCUGUAUCAAAAAGUCAAAGUCUUUCUUUUUACCAUCUUGUUAUGCUACAUGAGAUGAGCCACCACGGGCUGGAUCAGUUUUUCUGUGGUCUUUAAUCUGAAGGAGUGCAGGGAUGGAUCCACAGGGAGGGAGUACCAAAAGCAAGACAGUGCCCAACUUCUGACACUUGGUGCUUUGGAGAUUUCCUGAGCUAGUGGUUGCAUCUAGACCAUGUGUUUAAUGUCUGCUGAUAGGCUGCCCUCAUAAUUUGUUGUACUGGGGGGGGUUGUAUCAUACCGGGGGCUUCUAGAACAAAUGUUUCUUAAGUUAUGAAGUCACUGUUUUAGUGGUAAUAAUAUGUAUGAGCUUUGCUUGGCUAUUGAAGCUUGUUAGUUAGUCCUUUUCCCAGCUUCUUAAAUAAUAUUCUCCAUGUCUCUGCCAAACACAGUCCUUUAUUAAAAGGAAUAUUUAAUGUAUUUCCCUUGAUCUCCCCUUAUGACAUUGUAGACUCGCAGCUUACUGUCCUUUGCUUGUAAGUGUUGUCUGUGUCAAUCAACCAGGCAAUACUAAGCAAUCAUUAGCUAUCUGGGUGCACCACUUUUUUGCUUGACAGCCAUCAGACUCUUUUAGAGGCCAAGAAAUGUUUUAAGUUGAAUGCAUAUGUCUCAUUGCAAUGAACAUGAUGGAUGUCGGGUUCUACAUGUGUGUUGCUUACAUAAAGAAGAAAGUUAAUUUUUCAAAUGCGUCCAUGUGUUUUUGUUUCUAGGUUAUAUAAUGCUUUUGCAAUGGAAGCAGGUUUUGGUCAGUUCCAUUUGUACCUGAGACCCGUGAACUUUGAGUCUACAUCACACAAGGGGAAAGCAGACCACCUCCCACCACUAUUCAUUACAUCUGUCCUGGAGGAUGACAGCUGUGUUGACAGAUAUAUACCAUCUAGCUUACCAUUAAGCAUUCAAGAAAUUGACAGUCAUAUUGGAAAGUUUAGUUCCUGUACAAGAGAUGGUGUUAUGCAGCUUUUGUGUCCAUCUGGAAUAAGGAACAUGCAACUUAUCCUGGCCUGUUGGGUCAUUCAGAAAAAACGCUCUUUCGGCAGCUGUUCAGCAAGCCUCCUUUUGUGCCUGGGUCCAGCCUCCACAUGCCAUGGACAUAAAGGUUUACUCUGGACCAUUAGAAGGUAUUUGCUACAGACUGGCCAAGCCCUCUCCACUGGGUAGGGGUCAGUCUGGCACACAUGCGAUUCCUGAGCACUACCUGCUUUACAUUGAGCUGGGCCUUCACCAUGAAAAAACACAGUGAUGGGCUCUUGAUCAUGAGGGAUGAAGUUCUGAAACUCAAGAGAGACAUUAUUGUUGAAUAUUGCCAUAAGCUGAAUCGGCCUGUGUCCCAGCACGCCCUGAGAGGUCAACUCACUGGGUACUACGAUAGCCUCAGAAGCCUCUUAGAUGAUUUCCCUGUCAUUGGAGACAAGUGCUUCAUAAUAGGACUAUCUCAAGGAAAAAAAGAGGAGCAAAACUCAAAGAAAAACCUUGCAGCUGAUCCCAGGUUUGUAUUAUCUUUGCAAGCAUGUUCCUGGCAGCCAGAGUCCUCAGUCAGUGCAUAUUACUAAGUAAAUAUAAAUAUAUGUUUGUAAGGGGAAUGAUAGUUUGCAAGUGCCCUGAGCAGUGUGUUCUGCCAGUCUUCAAGCAAUUUUGAUGGAUGGAGAAUGUGCACAGUCAGAGUCUCCUGCAAAAGCUGGCCUACACAUAAGGAAAACUUCAGAAAUAUAUUUGCUUCUAAUCCUAAUGCUGCAUGUAAGGAGGAAAAAAAAAAAAGGAUAAUCUGGUUUUCAGGAUGUAAAUCCUUUGUGUUAAUGAUUAAGCAUAGGUAGUGAGGGUUGUUUUUCCCCUUAAAUUUCAUUUAUUUAGGUUUAUACGAAACUUGUUAGUAAGUCGCAGGCAUAUGACUUGUUGGAAGUUAGGAAAGGAGAGGAAGAGCACACAACAAGCUACGGUGUGACCCUGUAUCAUCUGCUCCUUUCAGAGGGACAUCUUUUGGGCAUGUCGCAAGGGUCUCCUUCCUCAAAACUUGUGGCUAGCAAGGCGAGCCCUUCUCCUGACUCUCUGUAAGUCUCUGGGUUCCCCAUGCUAGCACCAGCAGGCAGAUGGUGUGAGAUGUGAAAGCAGUCAGCCAGCACACUGGUUUUGCUCUUGAUCAUCUUAUUCCCCAGCAACAGAGAGACUUAGCAACAAAAACAGAGAGAAACCAUUCAUCUAAGGUUCAGGCAAAAGCUUUAGUUUCAAUAACAAAGGUUGAGAGUGUGGCUACAAGCCCAACACACUGUAAAACAGGGUUGAAAAAGAUACUAGAGAAGGUGAUUGUCACCCCUUCCCUGUUAUUUAACUGCAUGCCAGCUGCAGGCUUGUGGAGCUACACCAGUCUUGAGCUGGCUCUCAUCUGGCUGGUAGCUGCUGCUAAGUGACCCCAUCACAGGCUCAUCGUUCAAGCCACUUUUCUUCCUUUAUCUACCUAUUUUGAUUGGGUGUUGUCUAAGGCACUGUAUUUUGUACUGCUGUCUCAGGUGCCCUGAGAAGCUUUUAAGCUCUAUAAUAUUUUGCAUAUUAUCAUAAAAACUUGUACACAGGCCAUUCACAAAACAUAGCUUUAUCAGAAGCCUUCUCUGGAUACAGUGACAGAAGAGAUAAUAGUAAUCCUGGAGCAAAAUAUUUUAGUAGAUUCAUGUAUCAAGCUCAAGGUACCCUCUACCCCUGGUUCUUUCAGUCUAGGGGUUCAUGAGUCACACAGUGCCUAUCUUCUGCCCUGAACUUGUUUGGGAGUUAGGACCAGGAGUGGUUACUUGCCAUGGCAGCUGAUCUGGUUGCCACCCUAGUUUAUUAGCAAGGACUUUAUUUGCACAGAGAAGCUGAGUUCAGCUGCAGAACCUGUACUUCUGCAGUUCGUGCCAUGCACUGCCUGCUACUCUGGGUGUCACGGGGACGUUGAACAAAGAAUAAAGCCAUGGUGUGUUUCAGGAGUACACAUCUUGUGGCAGAGAAAGUCUUGCAGAGCAUUGACCCUGUUGGUAUAUUCAUCAUCCAGAUCAGCGAGUCCCAGCAUUGUGCACCAUAAUCAGAUAUUGGCUUGGGCCUCUUGGACCUGUGACUUUUCAACAGCAAGAAAAUAUUUCAAUACUCUCUAAUACUUUAGAGGGUUACACUGUUAUACUUCUUCAAAAAUAUUAAUAUAAGCAUAUUCACUUACAAGCUGAUACACGUUGUCCUUUUACACUUCAAAAUGAAACCAUGAAACAUCCUAGAGAAUAAGCAUAUGUAUGCCCUUUUGUUUGUGAAAUAGCCCUGGAUUCUCUGAUGUUGCCUUUUCUCCAGCAGCUCGUGUUCCAGUCACACUCAGUUUCACAUUGCUUGCUAUACCUUGCUGCUUUUCUGGGUUGGAUAUGCAAAGGAAGGCAGGACCAAAUCCUCUCCUGAUGGAGGGAGGCAGACGUGAAGGUGUCUGGGGAGCAGCGAGCCUGGGGACCACAGCAGCUCACCCUUCGCACCCACAUCGACCUGUCCCUGCCCUGCCGGCAACAAAACGGGUGUUCAGGCCAGAAAGGGAACUGGGGAAAAGGCUUUCAUUAAAAAUGGCUCCUGCCCUUUCAGUCCCCCUGCCCUUUUUUUGUCCCUGCUUUAUCAGUUAUUACCAGUUAAUAUUUCAUUUUUUGUUGCUUAACUGAAGCUGAGAAGCAUCUUGUAGAUGGCAACUGUCACGUAGUUAUGACGAAAGCAGAAAUUCAGCUUCCAUCUUGCCCGUAUUUAGAGGCUUAUAGGAGGGCGUUAAUUCAAUUGCUUUCUUAUCUUCUGAACUAAUCUCGUUGCCUGUAUUUGUGGCUGCCAGGCACUUGGGGAGUGAACAGGUCCUCCCUUCGCUGUCCCUCCCUCCCUCCCUCUGAGAAGGACCUGCAGCUGGGUGGAAGAAACAGUGUAUGUGGUGGAUGGUGCAGGGGGAAGGUGGCUGGGUACAGCGAGGGAAAUAUAGGGAGGAAAAAAGGCAUGGAGUGAAGAGGGGGAAAAAUAGAAAAAAUAACAUGGAAUAAAGAAGUAGAGAAGAGACUCUCGAGGAGGUGCAGAAGAAAUGAGAAUGGGAAUAGCUAUAAUCAAAAGCUUUCUGCAAAUAUAUACAUGUAUUUUCAUAAGCCCGUAAUUCAUUAAGGUCAAUGGAAAAUGUUUAGAUGCCUGUAUCUGACUAGGAUGCCUCGAUAAUCAAUAGGUGCUUCAAAGGGAUGACCCAUUUCAGACUCCUGCUUUGGGAUGAGGUAUGUCCUGGAAGUGCCCCUUUCUCUCUCCAGCAGCUCAAGGGAUGUGCUGAUAUUGUCAACAUCCACAUUUGGUCGGACGAAGCCCUGUCUUUCCUGAUUUUGCUGUCUUUAUAUUAUAUAGAGUCCAGCUGCAGCAGGAUGAAGGGAAGGCUCUGCAUACGUGAGCCCACCCUUGCUGGCUCACCUGAGCCUUGGCAGUAGCCCUUAGAAAAAGGCAGAAGCACUUGGGUGCAGCAGAAAUGUUAUCUCACAGAAGACAGCAAAAAAUCCCCCCAGCAACUGCCAUCUUAGAAGUAAGUGUUAGAAGCAGGAAGAAAGAAGAAAAUGUAUGGCUGUGGUUUCUGUGCAGUGGUGCCGCCCUGUUCUUCCCUUCCCCCAGCCUUCUUCUUUAUUCCCAGAUUUGGCACAAGAAACAAAGUCAUAGCUUUUAGCCGUACCAUGUUUUAAAUUUACUAGUCACUCUGUGAGCAUGACAUAGCAUCUCUGGGAUGCUUGGGGGGUUUAAGGUUUUAUUUGGGAUUAGGCUGUGUUUCAGCUGUGCCUUGGGAGGUGGUGCUGUGAAUGGUUCAUGUGUUGCUGGGGUGGGCAGCACCUGUGCUUAUCUGGAUGCAAUGGACUUUCCUUAUUUUCUCGCUGAAGAAGUCUGGUCCCACAUCACAGCAGGGUGACAUUGUGUUGGGACUCCUGUGCAAACACAACUACGGAGGAGCCACUCUGAACGUCCUGUGGUGAGGUGGGGAAGUUCAGCAUCUGUGACAGGCUGACCACAGGGCCUGAUUGCUGAAAUCUGUGAAGACGAAGCACAUCUGGAUAGUGUGUGCACUUCUGCCUUUGGAGGAAACCCUGGUCACCCUGUUUGCUCUCUCCCUGCUGGUAUCACUUAUGGGCUGUGACGUACAGCAGGGGGAAUGGAGAGUGCAAAUACUAAUCUCACCCUGAAAAGCGUCACUUCUCUGAUUUCCUGAGGUACAAUUUGUGCUUAUCAUUCCUGUGCAAAAGUCAGUAGGGCACAGCUGGUUAAACAAACCCUGCCCAAAUAUAAUUUCCAUGCUUACAACACAGAGUAUUUAACCUUUCAUUACUCCAUCCCACCCAAACCAAAGGUCUAUUUUUUGCAUUCAGCAUUGCCUUUUUAAAAAAAAAGAAAAAAAAUGACAAAAGGCAAAAAAAAAAGGUUAAAAACCAUGCAAAACUGACUUCAAAAAGAGCUGAACUUAACUUCCAAGCUGAAUCUACAUAUUUUAUUUCAGAAUGUAUUAGCUGCACAUUGUACUUCAUAUAUGUGAAGAUAAGAAAUGGCACAUUGUAUGUAAAACCAGGAAAAUACAUUAUUUUUGUAGUAAAUGUUGCAUUUUCAUAUCUCGUGGCAAAAAAAGCACAGGCUGCCUACUAGUAAUUGCAUAUCAUAUUUAAAAAUAACAAUACAGAUUUUUAAUGCCUGUCUGCUGCUUUGCCCUGCCUGUCUCCUGUUCUAGCCACAAAAAGCAUGUUCCCAGGGCAAAAGACCCUGAAUGGCCUCAGCACAGCAAUUCAUGCCCCUGCUUUAUAAAUCAGAUGUUUUAAGAACGUUUCUUUCCAUUUUCUCUCAAAUUCAGCAGGUGUUGAAGGUCAAACCUUUACCUCAUAUUCUAUACAUCAAAGCUAAAUCAUGUUAUGUCCAAAAUAGACUUGCUCCAAAUCUUAGAGGUGAAUCCGCUGUUCAAGUAGCAGUUUCAUGAAACUUUUAAAAAAUGUCUUUCUGGGAAGUGACAGGCAGGAAGAAGCCUCAAAAUAAUAAUAAUAAUAAAAAAGCCUCUGAACACCUCUCACUGUUUUGCUAUAAUUCAGAUCCUUCCAUCCUCGAUCACGCUCUUUGCUGUCUCCAAAUGGACUCACCUUCCUUAACGUGUGGUUCAACCCUUACCCCACUGAAGUGCUGAUCGUGUUCAAAAAGCUUGCAGAGAAGGUACUUGCUAACACUAAAAGAGAUUUUGUUCUGGGCGGUAGGCCAUGCACAUUUAAUGCACAUGUGCAUUAAAAUUUUGCUUGUUACUGGAGACACGGAAAUAAACAUGAGGGGUUUUAAUCUGGCUGCAGCUUUUAUGUGCCAGUGAUGAAGAGCAUUGACAAAGAGUGCCUGUCAGGAAGGAGAGAGCUUUGGUCCUCUUGGUUUAGCAGUAGAAACAACAGAAAAUAAAAGGAAGGAUCCUUUAGUUAAAUACCUAAAGAUCUUUAAAGAUCAAAUGUAAUUAAACCAAAUCCCAGCCAUGCUGUGUUGCCUUUUCCUACUUGUGAGAGUAUUCCCCAUCCUACCACCUUAUCAAAUCUUGUCCCUAUCCCUGCGUACACAGGCUUGGACCUUUAUGUCCUCUGACUUAUUUCUGCUGAACCCAGGAGGAGAGGGGACAGGAGGGAGGAGAACCCCGCGCUAGCCGUGACAGGGCGGGAGCUGGAGAAGGUGCAGUGCAGGGGCAAGGCGGUCUGGCUGUGUCUGUCUACUUGGAUAGAUAUAAACCAUGAAAAAGGCGGUCAUAACAGACACUGGGGAAGCAGUUUCUAAACCAGAAACUGCGACACCACAUGGGACAGUGACAGCUAGGAGUGGUAUCCCGAGCCCAAACAAAAUCCAGUGCCUGACAUUGCUCUGGGAGCCCCAGCCCUUUCCCAGAGAGGUCUAAUUUGGUGACCGAGAGUGGUCAUGGCCAGGGAAGCAAAAAUAUUUGCUACUUGGGAGUAUUUGCUUAGGGACGAUGAUCUGAAUGGGGUUUUCUGUGCACUUGUCUUACCUGAAGGCUGCUAUCAGAGCUCUCCACCUAAAUCUAGAAAUUGUUGCUGCAUUUCACGACGUGGCUUUUGCUCAGUUAGGAAAUUCCCCACAAACCAAUUAGAGAAUUCCCAAAACUGCUUUUGUGCCUUAAACCCAGAACCUCUGAUUCAAGACUGUGAGGGACUGACGGGAUUGGUAAGUAACAAAUACUGUGUGCUUAAGGUAGAUGGUUCCAUGUGCAAAAGAGUAUGAAAUGCUGAUGGUGAGAAAAGGAUAAAAGGAGCAUGAAGAUGAGAUCAGUGUCAACUGAAGAAUAAAGUCAAGAUGGAAUUCCAGUCUUAUUUUUCUUUUCUCUUGCUCUAUUUUACUGAAGGAAGUCUGUUGUUUCUUGGGUGCAUGCCUACAGCAUCACAGAUGCAGACAAUAGAAAACAUGGUCCAAAAAUUGCUCUUCUGCCUCUAGCAAGUGUCUGCUAAACCGUCUUGUCAGCCCAUGGUGUGUUUAUCUUUACCAGAAAAUUAAAAAAGGGACUGAACUUCAAGACAUACAGAAAACAUCUGACAGCCUGCAAAAUCCACUGGAUCCCGCAAAGUAGCCCAGCUGGUAGCUGUUCACAGAGAAGUGAUCUUUCUACAGUUUGAUGCAGCCAUCAGGCACUGGCUAUGAGAGACAUUCUCAUCCUCAGGGAAAGCUUCAGCCUACCAGAGUGUUACAGAUAGGAUAUACCACGUGCUGCCUCCAUUGAGUAACUCUGUGAUUCAGGGUGCAUUUACUUCACAGCUAAGGCUCCCUCAGCUUCUGGAUCCUCAAAGUUGCAGGCUGUGCCUGUGCAGCCUGGCUGACGCAGACCCAACAGUUACCCAUGGGCAGCUGCCGGCGAUGCAGUUUCUCAUGGAGGAUGUACUGCACAACAGCUACGGCUCUGCUGUGGAAGAUCACGCCGACUGUCCAGCCUUGUCAGCUAAAAGCAAGCAAGUACCUCUAACAGUGUGGGACCGUACAGCUUUUAUGUAGGACUCCUGUUAGUUUUUGCAACCAAAUCUCUGUGAACAUAAGUGGCCUAGAUCUGACACAGGCAGUGAUAACCUCACCUACUCCUGGCCAUCUGGUAAGAAGCAAAGGGAACAAUGUUGCUGUUAUAAAUCCUGAGUGCCCUUGAGAGGUGAGUGGUGCCCAACAAUAGGAUGAGGGGCAAUGGGCACAGACUGAAGCACAGGAGGUUCCAUCUGAAUAUGCGGAUAAACUUCUUUACUUGGAGGGUGCCAGAGCACUGGAACAGGCUGCCCAGAGAGGUUGUGGAGUCUCCUUCUUUGGAGACAUUCAAGACCCACCUGGACACAUUCCUGUGUGAUCUGCUCUAGGUGAACCUGCUUUAGCAGGUGAGUUGGACUAAAUGACCUCCAGAGGCCCCUUCCAACCCCAGCCAUUCUGUGAUCUGUGAUUCUGUGAGAGAAGCCCUAGUGACAGACACCCCUAGAGGGCCUGUUGGUAUCUCCAGACUUCUAGAGGAAAGAGAGUGUCCUGACUUCUCUCUAUGCCCCACCGAAGGUCCAGCUCUUUUUUUAUCAAGAGCUACUCAGUGCAAAUGGGAAAGAAACAGCCUGGCCACUGUCUAAACCCAAAUCUAGCCAAGGAGAGGCAAAGUACCUCCAGGCUGUACUUCCCCAAGUACUUGUGCUGUGGACGUGGAUAUGAGGGAUGGUUGCUGGUGGCACCUAGAGCCUGACAGAAACUACACAGAAAUUUGGUUCAAGGAAUGGGGAGGGAGUCAAACUGUUUGUGAUGCAAAACAGAUACACUGAUUGAUUUGUAAGGUAAAAUGAGUGGAAAGGACAAAUCUAGUUAUUUUAAGAUCUGCUUCCUUCAAAAUCUGGCCUAAGAGUUUGACUUCUGUAACAGUACUUUUAGUAGAGACCAAGUAGAGAGUGAUGCUUUUGAAGCGAUUCACUUGAGGAAAGCAGCAAUAAAACAAAGGAUUUAACUUCUGUGCAAUUUUAUCCCCAUCUCUGCUGUAUGUGAGUACUCAAUGCAAUCAAAAAGUGGCCUCUUUUUUACAGUACUGUGCUCUGACGUACACUGGCGUAAGGCCCCAUCGCAAGUUCUGAUUGUGCAAUAGCCUGUUGCAUGUCUUGUCUCACUGUAUAUUUCAUGAGAUGCUAUUAAGCAAAGAAAAUAAUGUGAAAAGCUUGUCGUAACUUUCUGAAGCCAUGAUCUUAAGGGUCUCUACCAACUAAAAUGAUUCUAUGAUUCCGUGAUUUCCCUGUGACUUUCAACAGAAUUUGGCAGAAAUGGUUGAUUCAAUGGUUGCAGAACAGCAAAAAGAUGUACAAACUUUUGCUCAGGCAUCAUGAUCUGGCCAUAUCACUUAACUUGCUGAGAUCUUUUCUGAUACUAUGGAAGCAACUAGAAAUAUUAAAGGCUGAAUGGGGCCGGCUCAAGCUGAGAACUGAGGAUAUCAAUACAGUUCCUCUCUACAAAGAGUUCUGUGAGCAACAGGGGUAAAUUACCUUGGAUACAAGAAUAGUCCAGAGUGACUGAAAAGAUGAAAAAUGAGAAAAUUCUCUGCUUUCUCCCUCUAUUUUGCUCCUUGUUAGAGAAGUUUGUCUAUUCCUAACAUCCUGCCCCCUCUUGCACUGCCUUUUUUUUUUUUAAUUUCCACCUUUCUUUACUUUUGCUUAUAAUUAACCCAGUACUUCCACUUUUCUCUAAGGGCUUGAGAGCUACCUUUUGUUUCUUUGUUUCAUUACAGUUGUUUUUCCCCUCUUUCAAUGUCUAUUCAGCCUGUUUACUGAUGAUGUUUUCCAAGUGCAUUCUUCUCAGUCGUGUGACCUGCCUCUGUAUUUGAGGCUCCAUAAACAAUGUUAAUACAGUACUUGAAUAAAUGGAAUUUUUGGAAGCCUGUUAGAUGAAUUGUAGCAGAAUUCUUCCUAACCCUCCUACUUGGCUCAACUUUGAGCAGUCAGGAAUAGAAAACUGGAAGAUUUCCAUCAGAGAGGGCCUUCUGAAAGCAGAAAGUGGAACAUCACUUUUUAAAAAGCUUUGUCCCCAGAAACCACAAGAAAGGAAGUAAAAGAGCAAGACAACACAGUAAGGGUGAAAUCUGUGCAUAACGGCACUGGAAAAGUCAUGCAAGAUUGCAGGGAGGAAGCAAUGCUUAGUGGGCCUGUUCCUACAAGUCCGAGGCAUUUCAGAUUGACAAAUCUGAAUCUGUCACAGCAAAUUUGUGUGGGUGUGAAGAGCUGGUAGCAGACCCAAUGUUACCUCCCAUGCAUUAACACCAGACUGGAGGGGGCACGGUCCAAUGCUGGGGGCCCACAGACUUUGCCUCUAACUAAUUUAUAAACUCUGCCUAGGGAGCAGCUCCAGGACAGCUCAGGACUGGGUUGCAGGAGGGCUGGGAGUCAGGUGUACAAGUGCUCCAUGCAGAGCAAGCAAUGGAUUGUGCUUCUACCACGGGCAGCUGCAGGAGAUCCUGACCUCAGCAUCUCCCAGCCCUUUUGCACCCAGAGCUCCCUUGUGGUGAUGCCUGAGAUCAGGCUCAGCAGUUAUUGCCUCCGGGAGGAGAAGUGAGCUCCCUGCCCUGGCUUUGCUUACACCGAGACUUUGAGCAGGAGGAGAUUGUGUAGCAGCACCUGUAACAGCUCUUUCAUAGCAGGAGAUCUGCCUGAGGUAAGGAUGGGACUGUUUUAGAGCACCUGCAGCUUACUGUACCCCAAAAUCCCACUGUGUUUCCCUCCUCCAGGUCUCCACCCUUCUCCUUCCACAGAUGAGAGCUCCCCAAUUCCCUCUCCGAGCUCUGUGCUAACCUUUGUGUCAUGUCAUCAAGGGUUUAAAAGGCAGUGUGAUUAAAGCAAUAACAUGUAACGAGCUACAUAUGCCUUGCUAAUGAGUCCUCUGCUUCUAAGAGCAAAGCUCCUUGGCACUUAGCACUCAGAGGCACUUUGCAAACCCAUGAUCAGAUACUAAGGAGAGCAAUGGGAGGAGGUGGAGGGAGUUUCUUGAUCUAUUUGGAUGACAGUGACAGACAAGUUCUCACUGGUUACCAGUUUUCCGUACUUUAUCUGGUUGUUCCUUUCCCUCAGUUUUAGUUUCAUAUUAUUACAAACUUGGAGAAAUUACUGACCUUUGCAAUAAGGCAGGACCAGUGAAGAAUAGACUGUCCUGUCCUGCUUAUAGGUAGAGUGGUGCUAACGCUGUGCACUGAGACUUAGUCACACUCUGCAUGGGUUAGGAACAGGGGCAUGGGAAGAAAUAAUAAAGUUAAGGUCCAAGGUCAGUAAAUGCAAACACAGUAAUUUUGAGAGAGAAUGUGUGAAAUACCCAUGUCUUGGUGAUUCUAGUAUGGAUAUCCUGUACCUGGCCAUGCAAGCCAUAGUCAGACAAAAGGGCACAGAGGAGCAGUUUGGAGAGCCUAUUUCGAGCACUCAGCAGAUACUUCCCCCCAGAGGAGUGUCAGAAACCAAAAUGAAAGUGUACCAGUGCUCUGGAAACACAGGAUAACGCAAGAAAAUUCCUCAGUCCUACGACCACAGGUAGUUGAAACAUUUGUUCAAAGGCUGAUGGAAAACUACCAAGAAUCAGAUACAGAGGUUACUUUAAAAGAAAAGCCAUUUACAACAGUGUCUCACCGUACUGGGCUGUGACAUCAUGGCCAGAGAGCACAGCAACUUUGAGACCUUCUCCGUGUUGUGUGAAAAUGUUCUCCAGCAGCAGCAUAGUCUGCUUUACCAAAAAGAACAAGAGCUGCAGUGGAGGAAGGUGACAACCAAAGCGAUAUGGCUGUGACACAGGCUGGUGGUGAUGGUCUGCCGGUGGUGUUUAGUGGUCUCCUUUGGGACAGAGUCCCGCUAUGCAGACACAUGAUUGUGGGGCUGCGCCAUGGGAUGAUUAUGGAAAUAACUGCUCCCAGAGCCCAGCUCGCUGACUUAGAGGAAGAAAAUCUUUCUCUCAAAGAGAAGAUGAGAAAAGAAGUACAGGAUGAAUACGAAUCAUUAGUGCAGGACCUAUUUGUGACUUGUGUCCAUCUAAAAGGAAAUUUGGAUGUCUAUCGCCUUAGCAUUGAGCAACGACUGUUUGAAAUCAUCAGCAAAGUGAGAAGAGAAGGAGUUGGCGAUAUGAUUGAUCUGAAGAAAAAGUUUGGCUUCACUAAAAAUAAUGGUGACUUGAAAGAACAUUUGUCUAAAAUUGUGAUGCUGGUGUUUACAAGUAGCAGACUCCAUUCCACAACCCUUGACUGUACAGGAGGGUUUGACCUGAAGUGGAUGGCUCGUAAUACCGUUGCAUUCAAUUGUAGUACGGAUUCUAAAAUAUAGCCAUACCUGCUGGAUGCCUCUACAAACCACCUAUAAACAGGAUUGUUCGAAAAAGCUGUGCCUGUGUUCUCCCUCUUUCCUUGUUUAUAUGUUACUUUAAAACAAGUUCCGCAUGCAGACCAGAGCCUGGUUGUAGAAAUCAAAUUACACCAGACUAAGGAAACUGGAAGCAACUGCCAUGUUGUUUAUUUGCGAAUGAAUGAGUUCCACACAUGAAUGUAGUUUUGAGGCUUCUCCCUCUUAUAAGCCAUAAUGUAAAUACAGCAUUUUGUUCCCACUCCCCUUUACCCUCCACUUGUGCUCCCCAUUCCUGAAACCCAGAUUUUCUUUGGGGUUUAGACCUGACUGUGGUCCUUUCAUAAGAUCACAGGAUAAUUCAGCUUUGUUUACCAGCCUUUCAUUAUCUUCAUUACCAAGCCACGUGGGAUUGAGUCUCUCCUCAUUCAGCUCAGCUGGGCAUGACAUCUGAAGACUGGUCGUCAGGGUUUAAAAGGUGUGUAUGGGAAUUAGGGGAAAGUAACCUAAGUCUGAAACUUCCCUUACUGUGUGUCGUAGAAACAAACGCUGUUGGAAGUAAUAUAGUGGAAGGCACAAGAAGCCAAGAGAAGACAAUACUUUGUGCGAUGAAAGCUAAAAACAGAGAAGAUGCUUGAAGAAAUGGAAGAAAAAGAGCAGAGUGUGAAAUGCUUAACCAAGGAAACCGAAAAAUCUUCUAAAAUAUGCUGCCUUCAAGGAAAAAAAGGGGUCAAAAAAGAAAUGCAGCAGGUAAACUCAUAAUGCAGACUGCAAAAAUAGAAACAGUAGCAUUUCUAGAGAGGUGCAUGAAGUUCUAACGCUGUCUGACAACAUCUGAGUGUAAUCCCUUCAAGUGUCUGAACUUCACAGAGCUUCACUGUAGCCUUCCUAGUGCUCUGGGUGAAGCUCUUGCAGCAUGAGCCUUGGGCCUGUGCUGGGGGCUUAGGGUCAUCUUCCAUGUUUUGGUGGCAUCUUGUGUUUCUGAUGCUUUGCAGAGCCUUCCUGUUCAGCCUGCUUCAGUAUUUUUUUUUCUCUAGAAAGUAUUAUUCUCCUUAUUUUAGAGGUAAACUGCCUGGGAGUUUGUGUAAGGCACUAGUGCAGUGGGAAUGGGUGCAGUGCACCCAUGGGGGGAUCAGGGGUGCAGCAGCUAGACCAGCAGGUAGCUGGGCUUGGUGGCUUUGGCCAGCUGUGCAUCUCCCACUGGCACGUUCCCCAGUGGGAUGUUCCCCAGCGGUGUGCCCCAGGCCUCUUCCGUAACCACUGUCCUUGCCACCAGACUGAACAGGGAGCUUGGGAGCCUCAUUGGGGCUUUGCCUCCCUGCCAGGGCCACAUUCCCGGGUCUGUAGUGCCUGUUGCUUUCCUGGUUCUCCCUGUGAGAUUUCCCAGGCAAGGCUUGGACACCAGUGCUACAGAGCUGACAAACUGCUGGCCUUUUGUUUUAUCUACUCUGCAUUUGACAGAACCCACCCUCACCCUUACCUCUGUUUCACAUACGUUACACCAGUGUUUCCUAAAUUCUGGUCCACUAAGUGAAUGUAUUGGGAAGGGAACACCUUUAAUCCGGUCUGGCCACAGAAAUGGUGUUAGUUUUCACUAAACGGAUGCCAUCAUACUGAACUGAUGGACUAAACUGAUGAGUUUAUAUCUGUUACUGCAUUGCUAAGCAUUGAUUAGUGUAACUGAGUAACGGAAUCCACUUUUAAGAUUAUGUCCCUGUAAAAUUAAAAAGCGGAUUUGGCCAAGUAAAUACAAUCUCUGUGUUUAGCACAGCUGGCAGAAUGGGCUCCUGGCUGUGAAAUGUGCAGCUCUUCUUUUGUAGUGUAGCCUGCAGAACAAAAUAUUGUUUGGCAAUGCCUUGAUUAGACUUUAACUACGUCAAUCCAUCUACUAACUGCCAACUUUUCUGCCACUGAAGUCUCCUUACCCUUGCUUUCUUGGUCUAGAGAGAAAAAGGCCUGUAAAUGUAUCUGAAUGCCUCUCCUAUAAGCCAAAGUAUAUUCUGUCUUCAGUCUUCUAAAGCAUCAAGGUGAACGCAUAGGCUGUUUGUUUUCCAGAAUCAGGGUGGCAAAUGCCGUUCUGCUGGGAAUAAUUUCUCAGGCUGCUGGCAUGUUUUCUAACCAAAAUCAUGGGAGAGAUUUUCACACAGCCAAAGCAGUUGGUGCACAUGAGACCACUGAUGUAAUUGAUACCUGUCUUUGAUGAGGCUCCAAAGUGUUUACAAAAUAACCCUUUAAGAGACCAGGGGUGUCAACAGCUGGAUCAGCCUUUGAGGACAGCAAAAAGGAAAAUGGCAACUGCAGGGUACAGGCUUUUAUUGCCACACAACAGUCCCAGCUGCAGCUGGCGCCUACGUGGUCAUUAAUACCAACAAAUUCUAUAUUUAAACUUAGUUAACAAAUUAGAGUCUGUGGGAGAGACGAGGGAAGAGCUGCUGUUUUUUUUCCACAUUAUCUCUGCCCUGAAAAUGAAAGUAAGGUUUUGUCUAAUGAGGGUUACACGCAGAGAACAGUGAGGAAAAUCCUCUGUAUUGUUUUUAUCUUCCUCCAGCAAUGCCCAAAAUGCAGAUUCCUAUUAAACAAUAAGGAGAAUGUCAAUUUCCACUAUUUGUGCUGUAUUUUGCAUUCAGAGGGAUGAUGGAUAUGUUUAGCAAGGCUGUAAUUAUGGAUUAUUUAAACCACCAAGAAGUGAUGCCCUCUCAUUCACAAGAGCACACAGGGCAGCACCAUAUUUUCCUUUAAAUCUUGGCCCUUGCUUCGAGGCAGAGCUGUCAGAUGACAAAUUUUUGUUGCUGCCAUCAAUCUUUUUACCAGCUUUCGGAUAAGAAGCCAGUUAACCCAAGAGAACAGUUUAAAGCCAGAGGCCUUCCAGCAGGUUGAUGAACUGCAGUGUCAAGUUGAUGACCGGGAAGCCGCAGUUUCCCAGAGGAAUGUGACUGCAGGUAAAGGCAGGUUGUGUGUUGUGACCCGCUUUCUUGGGGAAAUGAGCUUAUGUGUCCACCUCUCUGAAUCCCUCCCUAAUCUCUGAAGCAGUAAGCAACUUACACCACAUAUGAAAGGGAAGAAAACCUCUGUAAUGAAAGCAUUUAGGUAGAGGAGAAAGACCUGACACAAUCUUCAGGAAAAGUAAGACAACUCGAGUGCUAUCUUCCAGCGUAGCUGCUUGAGCAGCACAAUGAAGACUGAUUCCCCAGUUAAUAACUUUAAACCAUAACUUAAGUUGCCUUUUGAUUUGUAGGGAUAUCAUGGGAAAUAACGAGGGGAUCUGCAUUUAGGAGAGAAGGCAAUUAGGAAACACAGGAUUCCAAGUGGUCGGACGUAAGGCUUCAUUAGUGGUUCUGGUCUUCAAACAGCUUAUUAACAAGUCGUGGGGAGCAGCCAAAAAAGACUGUACCCUUGUAAUUUGAUUAGAUACAUGCCUAUGAUUGUAGGUAUUUCUAGAGGAUCUCAAAACAGCACUCAGAGCUUUCUAGGUCUUAUUUGAAUUAACCCAAAAUUUACCAAAAAUCUUUCUUCUCAGCUGUUUCUCAGGUUACUUUUUAACGUCAUGCUUAUGUAAUUCAUGUAGCUUAAAAAGCUCGUUUAGGGAUUUCUACUGCUACUUGCCUGAAACUGCUGCUUUUCUCUGUGGUAUCAAAAUCCUACUGUCAGUCUGACAAACACAUGCAGAAAAAUUGAUGUGUGAUACCUAAAUUCCUAGUAAAUUAAGUAAACAGGAAAAUACUCCAAUGAUCUUUCAAGGUGCAUUUCUAUGCUAUGAAGAAUCUAAGGUACUACAAAUUUAGUUAUUGUUUUGUUCUGCAGGAAAACAUUAGUUAUUCCUGUCACAGGAAACUGAGAGAUGCUUGUUAGCACACUGAAGACUACACAUGAACCAAAUGUGGGGAAAUAAAGAACAGGGAGGUAUCUUUAAUGCACAAAUAUCCCUGGUUUCUCUGGCUUUAAACCAAGCGAGUUCAGGGGAAAAGUUGGCAUAAAACUUGUAAGUCACAUUGAUGCUACUGAACACAAGGAAAGCAGAUGUGACAGAAAGGAGAUAUGAAUGAUAUUUUUUUUCCUGCAGUGGGUUACCAUUAUUAAACACGAUACAGAGCUGGAAAAAUUGGCAGAGAAGCUUGGAUUUCUCUACACUCAACACAGGAGCUCCAGCAAACUAUAAACACCUAGUCUGAAAUGUGUUAAAACUCUGCAAUGUACUGUAGCUAACUUUUAACUUGUGAUUUUUCUUUCCUAUGACUGUGAUAGUAGAUGGAUGUUGUGAGGUUUGGUGGCGUUUUGGUUUUUUUUCCUUUCAAAAAGGUGGAAAGAAGACUGUGGAGCUGUUGUCCCAUAGAACAAACAGUAUAAGAAGUCAUUUUCCAGGUAAUAAGUCAAUAUUAGAUAACUAUGAUUUUUUAUGCAUUAAUAUUAAUACUUCUCAUAGGCAAUCCAGACUUGCAUUAUGUAUUGAUUUGUGUUUUGUAUUAAUUUGGGUUGCACUCUGUCACUAAUCUCUCUUCAGACUUGUAGCGUUUGGCCAGACGUAUUUGUAUAGGGGUGGCAGCCAUUACUUGCAGUGGCCCUCUUUUGACUGUAAAGGCAAAAGUGUUUUGCAAACAGGUCAUGUCACCUCCAGGAAUUGCCUACAUAGACUUAAGACUUCAGCCAGUUUGCAAGAAUAAUCUUUAGGUUAGCAGUCUGAGCCCUGUCCUCUUGUUUUUUCUCUGUUCCUUCUCCUCCAUCUUCACAUCUUCCUCUUCUUGUGCGCUCUGGGCAGCCGCUCUCCCGCUGCUGCAGCAGGAAUCCAGAGUCCCUUGGACACGCACCCUGGAAUAACACCAGAACCAGCUAACCAACCUGCUCUGAAACACUUGGAUCACAUCUGAGGAGGAGCACUGUCUCGAUUAACAAGUGCAGGAUUACAACUACACGGCAAAAAUACCCUCACCUCUUCACCUAAAGCUAGUGGGAAAGGUUAGUAUCGGGUUUAGAAGUGGGCUAGCAACACCACAUUGUAGAGAGAGACAAAUCAGGGUUAAAUUACAUUACGGCUGAUAGCAACCAUAGCAUUUGAUUUGGUGGGGAUUUUUCUAGUGGUUUAAGGGCUGGCAUUAAGCAGCUGCAUCUCAGCUUUUCAGAAAUCUGCAAAGAGGAAGACUGGAAUUCACCAGGGAAUUUUGUGUCACCGGGAACAUAUCAUUAACACCCACCCACACCUUUUAAUCUUGGCUUUCAACAGGACUGGGAAAGGCAGAGUUGUGAGAAAAACAGUCACAUAUAAUGAAGUCGACUUGGGGCCGCAAGAAUUUUCAGCUUCACUGAGAUGUCUCCUGCUGGAGGAAUUAAUGCUGAUACAUUCAUUACUAUGAAUGAAAAGGGCAUGGAGUAAGCUGCAAAAAUUGCAGAUAGUUGCAAAUAGUUUUUUGCAAAUAGUUGCAACUAUCUGCAAAUAGUUUUUGUUCUACUUUGUGUCAAGAUCAUAAACGAACUGCUUUUUCUAGACUAAGCAAUCUGUUAUGCUAUUAGUACUAUGCUGAGUGUUCACAACUUGCUUUGAGUUGUGUGUGUGUGUUAUUUUUGUUGUCGUGUUGUUUGUUUUCUGUUUUGGUUUGUUUGUGGGUUUUUUGUGUUUUUUUUUAAUCUCUAACAUUCUGCUUAGAUGUCAGAAACAACAGCUUUUGCAUUUACUUGAGUUCUGCUGUAACUCUGUGUUGCUGAUAAUAUUCCGGGUUCUGCAGCUCAGGUCCAGAGUAACAAGCAUUCAGCAUCCACUCAGCGUGGAGAUUACCAGCAGCAUCCUUUGAAUUUUUACCCAAGCAGCAGCAAGGGAACAAGAGGAAACACUCGAAGACCAAAGACAGUAAGUAAUGGUGGCAUUGGUAAUACGCUGGUAUGGUUGCAAAAUGAACAACUUCUUCGCUAGUUUGCAAGCUGUGAUUUGUAUCUAUACCCAGGCAGGUUUCAUCUGGACAAUAAAUCAAAUACCUUUGAAGAUUCAUCUUCAAGAGCAAGGUGACCAGUAUGUAAGGCUAGCAAACAGGAAAAAACAAGAGUUCCAAUGUUCCAAAAACUGAUUAAGGAAAGGGGGCAGGAGGGAGGUAUUUAGUUAGCAAUGGUCCAGGAAAGAUGAUUUUUUUUCUUAGUACCAUGCCAUGGUUGGUGACUCUUUCUAUGUUACUUAUGCUUUCAGGUACCAAGCAGAUGGAAGGAGAGAAUGGCAGACAGGCUACCACCACACCUAAAUGAAGUCUCUUCUUACUGUCUUCAUGCAACUACAGAAACAAAGGCUGGUCUAGAAGUAAACCUAAAUGUAUUUUUUAAAUCAGUUCAGGGCAUUUUAUAAAAUGCCACUGAACUGGCACCCUUGAAAUAAGAGAACAAUUUCUAUACAAACCAAAUAGCAACAGUAAUACUUCAGUUCUGUGCACACGUACUUCAAAAUAUUCAGAUACAGUGUUCAGCUCCAGUUGGUUAGUCUGCUAAUCCAUUUUAAGUACUGGGUGAUGCAGAUCCUUGUUCUGAGCAAGAACAGCACUGUGUGUCCUCCCUUCACACACAAUACACUACAGAAAGGCAAAAAAGGCAAACCUAAAAGGCUUCCUUUUGUUGUGGUAACCUUGGAACAUGGUGGUGCAAAGCAGAGCUAAGUGCUUAGAGCAAAACCAUUUGAUCUGGUGUUUUCUUUUUUUAACUGCCUUUCUGUUGCAACCCCUGAGCACCACAUCCUGCCCAAUGCAGUGCUCUCACCCCCAGAUGUUGCUGCCUGAACCUUUCAUGCCUGUUUAAAGAUGACUCAUCAAAAGUGUACCUUCCCAAACCCAUUCUCUCCCCUCCCCCUACAAUGAAAAAAGGGCAGCUCCUUGCACAAUGCUACACUAACUAGAAGAAAACAAACUUAAACAUUUUUAUUAUCUGCAUUUCUCUUGCAUGGAAAAAAAAACCCUUGCUUUUAUAGCCUAGCCAAUAAAGGACUCAAAGUUGUUUUCCAGAGAUGUGUCAAAUUGUACUGCAGAAUACUAACCUAGUAUCACCCACAUGCCUGGAUGCUUAUGAACACAAAAAAUCAAAUACUUCAGCACUCUUUAUAAAUCAGAAUUAGGAUUAAAUUCAGGCAACCCUUAACAGCAUUGCAUUGGUUAAACACUGAGUAAAGGAACUAACUUCAUUUAGAAAUGCUGCAGCAUUUAGAGAUAGAAGAUUCCUAGAAUAAGGUUGACAUCCUUCACCAUUAUGGAAACAAGCUUUAUUUCAUUCAAGCUUGUUGCUGCAUCAAAACAAGCUACAAUAUCCUACAGAAUGGUGUGGAAUCAGUUAUCCAAUAACACAAGUUCUUUUUAAGGUAAGCCUUUAAUGAAUGAAAAGGUGACUGAUAAUUAUCCAAGGUCAGCUGCUAUUAGAGAAGCCAGCAAAUGUGAUUCUAGCACAUUUUAGGAAUCAGAUGCCAAUUUGGAAGUAGAACAAUAUCAUCAGUAUGAAGCACUUCUGUGCUAUUGCAGCAGUAAAAAGGAAAGGGUUGUGAGGCUCAUUAGAGCUUCUUGAUAAAAUGAAUUCAAGUAUUGCUCAACACAGCAAACUCAAAGAUCAUUUUUGCAUGAAUGCUAUACCUGCAAAGACUAUGUUCAAAGAACAGCAGUAACACAGGACUGGUCCUACAGGGAUAAACAUUUCUGCAUAGGCUUUCAGUACUGCAUUGUAACAAAAACUUCAUUCCAUCCUUCACUGUGUGUAGUAAAUGGAUGACUUUCUGAAAAGCAGAGCAAUUUAAAUCAGAUCAGGAAGCUCUAUGUUUCCUCCAUUUCCAUACGGCCUUUCCAGAAACACUACUAGAGUUUUCGCAGUUUCCCAUAAGAUGAGACUGAGUUUUGUCAAUACCACCUAGUGAUACAUCCACAACCCACAAAAAGCAUUAAGGUCAUGAUGUGGAACUACUGAGGUUACUUCACUCAGAGCUGGUUAUUGUUCUAGUCAGUCUGCAACUACAGAAUUACACACACUCUGUUCUUUUUGUCCAAGCAUCCUGACAGUUACUCCCUAGAUAAUAUCCUACUCUUUCUCAUACAAUCAGGGAAAAAAAAAAAAAUAAGGCUCAGAGCAGUAUCUUUUUCAUGAAGGUCAAAGAUCUUAGUAAGAAAUGAUACUACAAUCUAGGGGUUAUUAACAACCUCCCUGGAACCACAGACUGCAGUCCCCUCUACCUUCCAGGCUGACAUCCAGCAUGGAGCAUUAAGCCUUAGAGAUUGUUCCAAGUGAAACACUUAAUAAAUGCCUUGCUGUUCUUUGGCUUUAAGGAGAGAACAGGGUUAAACUAACAUGGACAACAUGACCUAAAUGAGGAUGCUUUUGGAGAGCUUCUAAAUCUGAGUCAGUACUUUUGCACAUAACAAAUGCAAAGCUAGUACUGUGUUUAAGAGAGUUAACUCUUCAAACCUUACACUGUAGGGAAAGAAGGAGAAUAAUCUCAGUUCCUAUGGAAAACAGCUCUUGUCAACAGAAAGUCAGCAGACAGUCCCCUCUAGGACUGCUUACAUUAAAUAAAGUUUACAAGUAAAAUUCCAUUCAACAGAUUUUAUUUAACAAUUUGGUUUUGUGAUUACAACUGUUUCAGUUUUCUUCCAAAGACAAAAUACAAACUUUUACAGCAACACUUGCAGAGAACAUUCAUAACAUAACAGCUUGAUAUUUGCACAAGUUGGCUUCAAGAAAGAGCCAGAUAACUUGAAGAGUCACUACAGUUCAGUGCCUAAAAUUGAUUUAGGGGCAAAUACAACUACAGAUCUAUGAGCUACCUUCCACUUCAAAACACAAGGCCAAUAAAAACUGCAAGUUGUUACUUCAGGUUUUUUGCCAGUACACAGCACAGAUCAGCUGAUACUUUCUGUAUUUUCUAUAGUGAGGCAGCCAAGCACAUGGUGAAGAUGUAUAACCCAGCCUCCCCUCCCCCAAAGAACUGAAAGGGAAACUAUGCAAGCCACAACUCUGUGAACUGUGGAUCAUACCUUGUUAGCAAGGCUAAUGAGCAAGCAGUGUGUAGUGCAGGCCUUCCAGAACGUGACUAAAUUAAUACAGUACCAGCUUGAGUUUUUCAGAUUGGCAUCUGUAUGUGUCAGAGAUCCUGGGUUUCCUAAAGUUUUGGAAAGUAGCAAUUGCUGGCACCAAGCAAAAUUUUGUAACUAAGGCAAGGUAUCCUUUCUACCCUUUCAAAAAGAAUUUGAGGCAAAAGAUUAAGCAACUUUAAGGCACUUUAAAAAAUAUUUUUAGUUUGCUUUACCAGCAUACUUAUCAGCAACCUAAAUCAGCAUCAGCAUCUCUCAUGAGUAAGCAUUUUAUCAACAUUUUACAGAGCAACAACUUCUUUGUUGCAACGUCUUCCAUGCUAUUAAGUGUUCUGUAGCACUUUUCUGCAAGUUUUCUGAAAGACAGCCCUUUGAGGCCAAAAAAAUUACAUACUAGGCAUACGGUUUGCUCUGCUGAGCUGAAGGAGAACUGUCAUACUUUAGAAGAAUAUUUAGCUUACUUCAAAGCACAGAAUACAAGCUCAUGGAUUUUUUUUUUUAAACAAAUAAAUGUAUUAAAAUAGUUCUGAGAUAGGGGAAAUACAGAUUAAGUGAUUUCACAAUAAGGCCAAGGAUAUACCAUCUAACCCACACACAUACUGUUGCUGGAAACUGGCUGCUCACUCUGCUGUUUUAAUAAACCUGAGCUGAUUGUCUUAAUUGUUUAGAAAACCAAAAACUAAUGAACUCAAAGAUACAGUACUGGUGAGUAACUUCUGUAUUUCAUAGCAAUUUGAGUUUUCUAUGCAGCACAACAGAAACAAUGCCAUUCAAACUAGAAGAACACAAGAAAACAAC
Molecule: messenger RNA, 35891 nt
Organism: Columba livia (rock pigeon)
Lineage: Eukaryota; Metazoa; Chordata; Aves; Columbiformes; Columbidae
Gene: CCDC162
Product: coiled-coil domain containing 162
Exons: 25
Coding region: 25513-26049 (178 amino acids)
Source: RefSeq, a predicted model, not a curated record